Molecule: messenger RNA, 1414 nt
Organism: Musa acuminata AAA Group (dessert banana)
Lineage: Eukaryota; Viridiplantae; Streptophyta; Magnoliopsida; Zingiberales; Musaceae
Exons: 2
Coding region: 297-1127 (276 amino acids)
Source: RefSeq, a predicted model, not a curated record
CGUCCUGCUGCUGUCACGUGAUCACACGUGAAACCUGUGGCCUCGACCAACCUCAGUCACCGUCACCUGCCAAUGCUGACCCGCAAUCACUACGUGCCAUAAGAUCUAACCGUUGUUCGUCGAAUCGACGGUUGGCACGACAGGGCUCACCAGCCACGAGCUGUGGGCCAUGAGCCAUGUCAUCUGCCACGUGAGCGUCGACCAUAUCCAUCCCGUCUCGGAGCUCGUCGACUGUAGAUAUCUUCCCCCCCCCCCCUUCUUCCGAAGAAGUAGAAGUUUUCUUUUGGGAGUUAGGCAUGAGGAAGGAGGGAGCGGUGGGGAGAUACAAAAGGGCGACAGCGCCGCUGGACGAGACAGCCAGGGCGCGGCUUUGGGAUUCGGCAGGAGGCGAGCCGGCCGAGGAGUCUCCCGACUCGGCAGACGAGCUGGCCGACCUCGUUGACUCGUUCUAUGACGUCGAGGAGGAUCCGGAAGCGAGGGACGGCCGAAAGCGACGAUCAAAUGGGAGUAGGUUGAGGUCGUGGAGGGAGGAGGGGCUCCGGGGCGGAGACUGGUGGCGCUCGCUCGAGGCCGUGCUGGGCGAGUCGGAGGGAGACUCGAUGUCGGGUCGGAUUCGAGCAACGGCGGAAGGGGCCCUCGAGGUGGUCGGGUCUACGAAGGGGGCUAAAAGAAGGGUCGUCAGUUUGCUCCGAAAGAAAGGGUUGGAUGCUGGGCUCUGCAAGUCCUCAUGGGAGAGAGCUGACAGAGUCCCUGGCGGCUACCACGAGUACAUCGACGUGAUCGCCAGGGGCGGCGCACGCUACAUCGUGGACAUCAAUCUUGCCGCAGAAUUCGAGAUCGCCAGGCCGACCACCGACUACGUGAUGCUCCUCCGCGUUCUUCCGACGGUGUUCGUCGGCAGCCGAGACUUGCUUGAGCGCGUCGUGAAGCUGAUGUGCGCCGCCGCAGCGGAGUCCAUCAGAGGCGCGGGCAUGCAAGUGCCGCCGUGGAGGCGGAGGGAGUAUGUGCGAGCAAAAUGGUUCAGCUCCUACGGGAGGACCACCGGCGGCGUGCUCGCGGAGAAGGGUGCCGUUUGGGUCGUGGGAGAGGCGGCAGGGGUCUCGUGUUGGUGGUGGGAAGCUGUGUAGGGUAGAUGCUGCUGGGUGCAGGGAGAUGCCGGUGAGCAGGGAAAACGUGGCCAUGGCACGAAGGGGCAUGCAGAGACAGUGCGGCAUUUAGUGUCGGAUGCUAAUCUCUUUAAUGAAAGACAAGAACACCUUCGACCUGAAAUGAUGUAACUCUGUACGUUUGUAGAGAAGAUGAAGAGAGAUGGAAGAAAGGGCUUUCACUUACUGUUCAUAGCCUUUUGUUUGUUUUAGUUGGUUCAUCAUAUUUGCUUGACAUUAUACAUGAACUUAAAGAGCAAGUUACCCAA